GCGGACGCCGGGGCAGCCCUCCGGGACUCGCCGCAGUCACACAAGCUCCGUGGGUCCGUGGGCCCAUCGAGGCUCUUCCCAGAAGCUUCCCAGCCCCGCCCAGCCCAUAACCCCGCGACGCUUGGUCCGGCGCACACCGGCCCGACGGAGCCGGGUGUACGCGGUCUAGUCAAGUAGCCGCGGGCGCCCGGGAGCAGCGCGCCCCGGUUUGAGCAGCCCUCCCGCGGAAGACGUUUCCACCAUGUCACAGAAUGGAUACUUUGAGGAUUCAAACUACUACAAGAGUGACACAGAUGACACCUUCGAAGCCCGUGAUGAAAGCCUGGGGGAUGAGGUUUUUGACACCGUCAACUCCUCCAUCGUGUCUGGCGAGAGCAUCCGCUUUUUUGUCAAUGUCAACCUGGAGAUGCAGCCCUCCCAGGCUGAGAGCGAGGCGGCACUGGGUGGCUGCGUGCUCCUACACACCUCCCGCAAGUACCUGAAGUUAAAGAACUUCAAGGAAGAGAUCCGCGCGCACCGGGACCUAGAUGGCUUCCUGGCGCAGGCCAGCAUCGUCCUGAACGAGACGGCCACCUCGCUGGAUAACGUGCUGCGAACCAUGCUGCGCCACUUCGCUCAGGACCCCAACAACACCGAGCCCGACUGCAACCUGGACCUGCUCAUGGCCAUGCUCUUUACCGACGCCCCCAUGCAGGGGAAAGUUCACCUGCUGUCAGAUACCAUCCAGGGAGUCACUGCCACGGUCACAGGGGUGCGAUACCAGCAGUCGUGGCUCUGCAUCAUCUGUACCGUGAAGGCCCUGCAGAAGCGGCACGUGUGCAUCAGCCGCCUGGUUCGCCCGCAGAACUGGGGGGAAAAUUCCUGUGAGGUUCGGUUCGUCAUCCUGGUGCUGGCCCCACCCAAGAUGAAAAGCACCAAGACCGCAAUGGAGGUGGCACGCACAUUUGCCACCAUGUUCUCGGACAUCGCCUUCCGCCAGAAGCUCCUGGAGACUCGCACGGAGGAAGAAUUCAAGGAGGCCUUGGUGCAUCAGAGACAGCUGCUCACCAUGGCCAGCCAGUGUCCAGUGACGAGAAUGAAAGAGCACAGCAUGGUCUCCUUCCAUGGCCACAGACACCCACAGCCCCUGAAGUGCAAGGACUUUGUCCCUUUUGGGAAGGGCAUCCGGGAGGACAUCGCACGCAGGUUCCCUCUUUACCCACUGGACUUCACUGAUGGCAUUAUCGGGAAAAACAAGGCCUUGGGCAAGCACAUCACCACCACCCUGUUCCUCUACUUCGCCUGCCUCCUGCCCACCAUUGCUUUUGGGUCUCUCAAUGAUGAGAACACAGAUGGGGCCAUCGAUGUGCAGAAGACCAUCGCUGGGCAGAGCAUUGGAGGCCUCCUGUACGCGCUUUUCUCCGGGCAGCCGCUGGUGAUCCUGCUGACAACCGCGCCCCUGGCCCUCUACAUCCAGGUGAUUCGAGUCAUCUGUGAUGACUACGGCCUGGACUUCAACUCCUUCUACGCGUGGACCGGCCUGUGGAACAGUUUCUUCCUCGCACUUUAUGCCUUCUUCAACCUCAGCCUGCUCAUGAGUCUCUUCAAGAGGUCCACGGAGGAGAUCAUCGCCCUCUUCAUUUCCAUCACGUUUGUGCUAGAUGCUGUCAAGGGCAUGGCUAAAAUUUUCUGGAAGUACUACUAUGGGCAUCGUGUAGACGACUACCACACAAAGAGGGCUUCAUCCCUGGCGAGCCUGGAGGGCCUCAGCACCAGCCUCAACGCCAGCCUCCACACCGCCCUCAACACCAGCCUCAACGCCAGCCCUACAGAGCUGGGCACGGCGGGCAGCCUAGGAGCUGUGCACUCGGGCCGGGCAACCGCUGUGCUCAGCCUCCUCAUCAUGCUGGGCACGCUCUGGCUGGGCUACACCCUCUACCAAUUCAAGAAGAGCCCCUACCUGCACCCCCGAGUCCGAGAGGUCCUGUCCGACUGCGCCCUGCCCAUCUCAGUGCUCGCCUUCUCCCUCAUCAGCUCCUAUGGCUUCCGGGAAAUUGAGAGUGAGUUGCGACUGGGGGAGGGUGGCGUGGGGCUGCUUUCUGGGUGCUGCAGGUGCAGCAGGGGCCUGUCCUCUGCUGCAGUGAGCAAGUUCCGCUACAACCCCAGCGAGAGCCUGUUUGAGAUGGCACAGAUCCACUCGCUGUCCCUGCCGGCCAUCAGCAGCACCAUGGGCCUUGGUUUCCUGCUCUCCAUGCUCUUCUUCAUCGAGCAGAACCUGGUGGCCGCCUUGGUUAACGCCCCAGAGAACAGGCUGGUGAAGGGCACUGCCUACCAUUGGGACCUUCUGCUCCUGGCCAUCAUCAACACGGGGCUGUCCCUGUUUGGGCUGCCCUGGAUCCAUGCUGCCUACCCCCACUCCCCGUUGCACGUGCGGGCGCUGGCUUUAGUGGAGGAGCGCGUGGAGAACGGGCACAUUUAUGAGACGAUCGUGAACGUGAAGGAGACGCGGCUGACCUCGCUGGGCGCCAGCAUCCUGGUGGGCCUUUCCCUGCUGCUGCUGCCCACCCCGCUGCAGUGGAUCCCCAAGCCUGUGCUCUACGGCCUCUUCCUCUACAUCGCGCUCACCUCCCUGGAUGACAACCAGCUGUUCCAGCGUGUGGCCCUGCUGCUCAAGGAGCAGACUGCGUACCCCCCGACGCACUACAUCCGGAGGGUGCCCCAGAGGAAGAUCCACUACUUCACAGGCCUGCAGGUCCUGCAGCUGCUGCUGCUCUGCGCUUUCGGCAUGAGCUCCCUGCCCUACAUGAAGAUGAUCUUCCCCCUCAUCAUGAUUGCCAUGAUCCCCAUCCGCUACCUCCUGCUGCCCAGAAUCAUUGAAGCCAAAUACUUGGACGUCAUGGAUGCUGAGCACGGGCCAUGAUGGCAGGUGUGGGCACACCCCGUCCGCCUGCCCCCCGCCCCAUGCUCCAGGCUGGCUCUGGGGCUGCCUGGGGAGGUGGGUUCUGGGUGGUUGCUGUGCUGUACCCUCGCCCAGCUGACUCAGGCCUAGCCGUCUGGGCCUUGUGGGGGUCCAGUGGUGUGUGCCCACCCCUCUCACUAUUUUCCUUUAGCUUUGGGCCAUGAACGUUGCUCAGGGCAGCUACUGCCCAGGGUCAGACUAAGCAGGAUGGAUUUUCUUUUGAUAAAAGAGUCAAUGCCUGAAAGAGAAACCAUUUCCUUGAUUGUGUAAGGAACUCACUGUGUGCACAUUAGAGAAUAAAGCUCUUGUUUCUAUGC
Microcebus murinus (gray mouse lemur) is the source of this 3255-nucleotide messenger RNA. The record is from RefSeq and is a predicted model, not a curated record. Lineage: Eukaryota; Metazoa; Chordata; Mammalia; Primates; Cheirogaleidae.